AAUCCAGUCAGUCGAUUCGCACCGGCCGGCUUUAUAACUCGUUCGUCUAGUACAUUUACAUAAAUAAAACAAGUUUAUCUAUCGUAUAAAACGUAGAAUAACAAAAUAAUACAGUUGGACGGUGGACAUAGUUGUAACAAAAUGAAAUCGUACAUCGAAUAUUCACCGAAUUCCGAUUUUCCAAUUGAAAAUCUCCCUUACGGUGUAUUUACAUCGCCGAAGAAUACAGAUAAACAUAUCGGAGUUGCAAUAGGAGAAUGGAUUCUAGACUUGAACGCAAUAUCUCAUUUAUUCAACGGUCCCUUGUUGAAGGACAAACAACAUGUUUUUAAGGAGGAGAAACUGAAUUCCUUUAUGAGCUUGACUAAACCACACUGGCUGGAAGCAAGGAGUACAAUACAAAGCCUUCUAGAUGUUUCUAAUUCAACGCUGCAGAAUGACGCUGACCUUAGGGCACGAGCGUUCGUCAAACAAAGUGAGGGGAAGAUGCACGUCCCAGCGGAGAUCGGAGACUACUCUGACUUCUACUCGUCCAUACAUCACGCCACUAACGUUGGUAUCAUGUUCCGUGGCAAAGAGAACGCAUUGCCUUCUAACUGGAAGCACAUACCUAUCGGUUACCACGGCCGCUGCAGUUCGAUAGUGGUGUCCGGCACGCCUAUCUACAGACCGUAUGGACAGACUUUACCAGUCGAAGGUGCCGAACCCCACUUCGGUCCCUGUCGUCUAAUGGACUUCGAGUUGGAGAUGGCAUGCUUCGUGGGUGGUCCCCCCACCAGCGUCGGGCAGAGGGUCACUGCUAAGGAAGCUGAGGACAAACUCUUUGGAUUCGUUCUUAUGAAUGAUUGGAGUGCUCGUGACAUCCAGAAGUGGGAGUAUGUUCCCCUAGGACCUUUCACAGCUAAGAACCUCGGCACCAGUAUAUCUCCGUGGAUCGUAACCAUAGAGGCGCUGCGCCCCUACAUCGUAGACAACUACCCGCAGGACAAGCCGCCCUUCCCCUACCUACGGCACGAUGAUAAAUUCAACUUUGACAUCAAACUCGAAGUGGAUUUAAGACCCGAGAGCUCUCCAGUAGCAACGACCAUCUGCCGGUCCAACUACCGCUUCCUGUACUGGACAGUGAAGCAGCAGCUGGCGCAGCAGACGGUCACCGGCUGCAGCCUGCGCGCCGCAGACCUGCUCGGCUCCGGCACCAUCAGUGGUGAUACAUCUGAUUCGUACGGAAGCAUGCUGGAGCUCAGUUGGAAAGGAACUAAACCUCUGCGUUUGCUUAAUGGAGAAGAAAGAAAAUUCCUACAAGAUGGCGACACUGUCAUUUUACGCGGAUAUUGUUUAGAUGAAAAUGGCAUCAGAAUCGGCUUCGGUAGCUGCGAAGGAAAAUUACUUCCUGCUAUACCUUUUCAAGAAUGAACAAAAAGAUUAAACUCAAAUACAUGUAUGAAUACCAUUGUAUCUAUUUUAUAAAUUCUACAUGCGUUAAUAAAUUUUUUUAUCCUUCUGAGC
Messenger RNA from Papilio polytes (common Mormon), 1506 nucleotides. It is a transcript of the gene Faa, whose product is annotated as fumarylacetoacetase. Gene Ontology annotation, molecular function: fumarylacetoacetase activity. Gene Ontology annotation, biological process: L-phenylalanine catabolic process; homogentisate catabolic process; L-tyrosine catabolic process. NCBI's taxonomy places the organism in Eukaryota, Metazoa, Arthropoda, Insecta, Lepidoptera, Papilionidae. The transcript has 9 exons. The record is from RefSeq and is a predicted model, not a curated record. Bases 142 to 1413 code for a protein of 423 amino acids.